Messenger RNA from Rotaria sordida, 741 nucleotides. The record is from the annotation of a GenBank genome assembly. NCBI's taxonomy places the organism in Eukaryota, Metazoa, Rotifera, Eurotatoria, Philodinida, Philodinidae.
AUGGCUUAUUUUCCGUUAUCUGCUCUUGAUAGUUUAACUAUUCGUGAAUGGAACGAUUUAACUUUGAUCACAGAUCAAUACAUCAAAUUUUGUCAACGUGUGGGUUUAUUACAUGCUGUUUCAACUGAACCAUGCCCAAAGAAACAUCAUAAUUGGUAUUUAGGAUCUUGUGCAGUAGCAAAAGAUAAAUACAAAUGGUAUUGUCAAACAUGUAAAUUUUCUCGUUCUUUACGUGAUAGUACUUUCUUUCCAAAGAGUCGACUUACAUUACGUCAAACAUUACUUGGUGAUUCAGUUGAUGAUGCACCAAAAGAAGAAAUUGAUGAAACAUAUGGUGUUAAUGUUGAAUUUGAAGAUGAAGGUGAUGAUAAUGAAGUAUGUGAAGAUGAAGAAGGUGAUCUAUCAGAAGGUAAAGAAGUAAAAAUGGAUUAUACAAUUCAUGAAAAAACUUUUAAUAAAACGAGUGCAAAUGAUGAUUUCACUCAUCCAAGUAAAACAUUACAACCACAUUUAAUAGAUGAAUUUUGGUUACAAAGAAAUUUAAGUAAAGUUUAUGCUGAAGCAACUGAUGCAAAAUUAAAAGCACAAGAAGUUCUUGAAAUUCUUAAAACAGCAUCUGAUGAUAGAGAAUUAGAAAAUCAACUUGUAAUUUUACUUAGUUAUGGUCAAUUUGAUUUUAUUAAAACUUUAAGAACACAUCGACAUAUGAUUCUAUAUUGUACAUUACUUGCUUCAUCAUAA